AUGGUCGGAACCGACGGCUCGAUUAAUCUUGCCGUCUUCGGCUACGACGACUUUACUGAGUUUGUACUCUACAAGUACAAGACCGCAGGAAUCCGUCGACUCUGUGCAACUGAAACCCAAACUGGUGUUGUCAAGACAGGAACGCUUCCUGCUUUGGCCACUUCAGUUGGCACGCAUUCUCUUCGCAAGGGCGCGGCCACCUUUGCCAUUGGUGGCACGUUGUCGAGCGAUACGUCCACUACGACGGUGCUGGCGACCAGUACGUGGGCAGGGUUGUGGCAGGACUGCCUCAUGCCAGCGGCAGCUUUGCCACUUUACCACCUCAUUUUGCCCUGGCUGCAAUGGUGCAGUUGA
This is a messenger RNA of Aphanomyces astaci, 354 nucleotides long. RefSeq lists its product as hypothetical. NCBI's taxonomy places the organism in Eukaryota, Oomycota, Saprolegniomycetes, Saprolegniales, Verrucalvaceae. The record is from RefSeq and is a predicted model, not a curated record. The transcript has 3 exons. Bases 1 to 354 code for a protein of 117 amino acids.